CAUGCGUAUUACUUACCAUCAUCAGAAUGAUGGGUAAAUAGCAUGGCGCUGUAGUUUCAAUGGAAGAGGCAUCUGUCAAAUAUUUUUCGUGGUAAAAGAACAAGGAAGAAUAGUAUAAGAUACCGGACGGAACUUCAGGAGCACAUAAAGAAAUUAGCCUGCCUUAACUCCAGAAAUGAAUGAACGCGGAGGAUCACAACCUGUUGACUAUGUCUCAUUAUAAUGGAAAUUGAGCCAUUCUCCUUCAUCAGAAGUCCUGCAAAAGGUGAUUUAGAGACAUUUUCGUGCAUCAGAAACCAAAGUGAUUUGGAGAAGUUUUCCUACAUACGAAGCCCUCCAGAAACGUUUUCGAUACCUUGUGUGCCUGUGAGAUCCGAGCCCAGCCCCUCUCGUCCACCGCAAUCUAGUCAGAGAUUUUCCACCCCCAAUAUGGUGGUGGAUCUUCAGUCUCAGAACCCCUGUGUGGUUACUGCAGAUCCAUCUGUGCAGUCGUCGCCACAUGACUACAAGCUUCUUCCCCAGGAAGUGUCUCCGCGAACUGCAUCGCAUGACUACAAACUUCUGCAGCAAGACAUAUCACCCCGUUCUGCGUCACAUGACUACAACAAACCAUUGUUGACUGACGUUUCCCCAAGGUCAAAUGACUCCUACAAACCAUGUCCCCAGGACAUUUCCCCAAGGUCAAAUUUGAGUGAAUGUAACAAACGCCAGCAGCAGCAAGAACAGUUCUCCCCAAAGGGAGGCUCCCUUGAGUAUGAACACAAUCGUAACCUAUCCCUACGCACUUCUUCUCAUGACUACCGUCUUUUGCCACCAGAGGGCAUGAUGACACCAAGUCCUGAUAACCCACCCUCCAUUGACCACUCUGACAUCCCUCAAAAUGAAGUAUUAUCUUUAAAAGGCAUGAACACUCCUAAAAAUAGCCCCCCACAGCUGUCUCCGAAACAGCUUGACUUGGACCAUGGGCGGUUUGAUUGUGGUCCAAAACAAAUGGAUUAUGAUAAUAUGGAUCAAAACAGCGGAUCAGACCAAUCUCCGUGUCAGACUCCAGAGAAGCAUCGGUCCCGGCGUAAGCAAACUAUUGAAGACAUUGUGCGCCGAAUGAAAGGAUCAGAAAACGGUUACUAUAGUGACAGUGAAGAAGAGGAGGAAGAUGAUGGGGAGGACACUCUGAAUGGAUCUAUUUCCAUGGAUAUGCACAAUGGUGACCCAAAACUGGGUGAUAGUAUGUGCGGUAUGAGGUGUGGGCAGGAUGAAGUGGAUGGGGCUCCUAUGCAGAUAUCAGGCCUUAAGGCUAGCGACAAAGACAGGCAACCUUGUAUUAACAAUGGGUCCGCAGGCAGUGGAACCAUGGGAAACGGUCUGGAUGGAAUGUCCUAUAAAAACGGCAGCAUUUCCUUAGAUACAGAGAACAUCCAACCAGACCAUAUGCGACAAAUGGAAAAUGGCAAGGACAACAAAGAUGGUUGUGAAAAUAAAGAUAUGUCACCUGAACGACAACAGAUCAAUGCUAUCAUGGACAAAGUAGCUGAGAUCACAGGAGGGAACAAAUCGCAAGACUUCAACACUCCCAAACAGAACGGAAACUGGUUUCACGGAGCAUUCAAUAGCCUUCCUUUGUUUCCCUUUCCUCCUAGUCCCUUGGAACAUCAUCUCAAUCCAAACUUUCUUCCGAUGUUUGACGGCAAAUUUCCUUCGUCACAAGAGGUUGAGAAAGAUUAUCUCAAAUGUCAAUUUUGUGAAAGGACAUUCCGACGCCAAAAGAACUUAGAAAACCAUAUCGAGAACACUCACCACGGGAAGACCACAGCAAGAAGAAAAUCAUCAGAUAGCAAUGACAUGUAUUUCAAAUGUACACAUUGCCCCUAUACCACCAAGCAUCAGAGUAACCUGUACGUCCAUCUUCGCAUACAUACUGGAGAGAGACCGUAUAUCUGUGGAGCCUGUGGGGUCCAGUACAGCCAGAGUCACAGUCUAAAGAGUCACAUCAUCAACAAACAUGAUGGAAUCAUGUCGUAUUACAUCAAGGAGAAGCGUAACCGUUCCCCACGAGGUAUGGGCUACUUGACCCAGGUCAUACCCGACAUGUACAAGAUCUCCCCACAGCAAUCCAUGAUGCCACACAAUGUUCACAGUAACCAUGGAAACCAACAACAGUCACUCCUGAUGCCACAACACAACAUUCCAAUGCCACCACAUCCACAUGUCAUGACUUCAAUGCAUCCACAAGUCAUGACCUCGCCCAACCACCAAGGUCAAGGUCAGCCAAUGACUUCUCCCAUGCAGAAGAUGAUGAUGUCUCCACAACAGCAACAGCAACAGCAGCAGCAGCAACAACAACAACAGCAACAACAAAUGGGAAGCCACCUCCAACAGGAGAAUCGUCCCACCCACAUAGGAGGGGAGCGUAAUCAGCAGUCCCAUCCUCACAAUAUGCAGCAGAAAUCUAGUCCCAACUACUAUGCCAAUGGGUUUCCAUCACCUAACUUUCAGAACAACUUUCCACCACAGUUCAAGGUGCACCAGCAAGUGGCACCGGUGGUGGAGGAACAGCCACUGCCACUGGUUACGAACACUACCACCAAGUCUCAGAUGCCACUACAGGAAAUUCGCAACAACCAGAUGGAGGAGAGCGGCAUGAACAACCAUGGUGCUAUUGAUCUCAGCAAGAAGGGCAUGCCAAGUCACACUCUCCGUGACAAUGGUCAUCUUGAGGCUCUCAAGGCUCUGGAGAUGUCAGGACUGGGGGAACGCCCAGAAAAAGAUCAUAAGUGCACAGAGAAGGGCACCGGAGAAUGUGCUAAUUGUGUUCAUGAGUCUAAACUCCGUACACUAAGACUAAAUGUGGUCCGUAUGCUCAGUAUUCUGGUCCCAAAUCUGAAUUUCGAGGAGAAGGGAAUCAGCGCUGAUGGUGACUCGGUGGAUGAACUCCUACAUGAUGUCAUAGAAAGCAAUAUGCAGGAGGAGGAGAUGAGUGAGUGAGGUCAAGGUCAGGUCAAGGUCACUAAUAUUUGGUAGUACCUUGUCAGCUAUUUUGGGAGGAUGUUCUAUCAGUCUGUCUCUUUGUGGAUGUGCCAUAUCAUCGGACUUCUUCUUUGACCCAUUUACAUGUGACCACCUUAUAGAUGGACAACUACUUAUACCAAAGUCAUAUGAUGAUUAUUCAAAGUCACAAAAAUGUCUAGGGGUCACACAGAUCACAAGCAAGGGUGUUCUGAAGCCGGUAUUGUUACACCACAAUUUAAUAUAAUCAGUGAUUAUCUAAUAAUGAAAGUGAUGAUUGGCAGAAUCAUCUCAAUAUGUCAAACAUAUCAACCUGCCUGAAAGCUUAUCAUCUAUUCAUUACAAACCAAGAAACCAAGAAUGCAAUGGGUCAACUCUGGCGUCGUUUGACUGACACUUUCUCUAUGGGAAUUAAAAUCAACACAUCCAUUUUCUAGCUUUCCUUUGAAACUUAUAUACAUUUUAUUCCUUCGUCACAAACAUUAUCGCCAAAAUUGCACUUUUUUUUUUCUGCAUGACAUGGUUUAUGUUAUUUAGAAUUCAUACUUCUUAAAUAGCUUUUUUUUUUUCAUCAUUUGUCUUUUUGAAAGCUCAUUUCACUACUGGUCAAUGAAACAAUGCCAAUGUUGUCCCAAAGAGCACAAAGUGUUCAAAAACAAAUAUAUGCCUUUUCCAAAGACUUUGAAUAGUUCACAAAUCAACUUUUUACUCAUGUUUUGUCAAACCACCUGACACCAGCAUUUCUCAUAACAGCCUGCAGGAACUGCGGCAGUGACGUUCUGUGUUUGUUGUUUAAUUGCAUCUGGUCAAAGACCGCUCUACCAUUCCUAUUCAUUAUAAUUCUACUUUUCACAUUUUUUGUGUGAAAUAUAAACAUUUAUAUAUUAUACGAUAUAUUGCUGGUGCGUGGUACCACAGAUGUUGAUUCUAUUUUUGUUGGCAUAUAAUGAUAACAAUUGAUACGGACCACUGCUUGGACCACUUUGAUGCAGACAAUGGGAUAUGCAGCGUUGUUACCAUAGAGGAAACUGUACCAUGGUGUAUAGUGUGUAAGGUUUGUGUGAGGAGCUGCAAAUUUCUCCGUGGCAAGGCAGUGUUUUUGAUGUCACAGAGGUCACAUGGAGGUCACCAAUGGAUCGUAAACUUCUGUAUAUGGAUUUUUUUGAUUUUGAGAAAAAUUCCAUCACAUUACCUGGUUGUGAUAAGUGUAGUUUAUGCAUGUAUUUUAAUGUGUAGAAGGCCCUCCCUACGUAUAUCAUACUGUGGUUCUCAGCAGUGUAAAUAAGGCCAUUUCUAUAUAUUAUACUGUGGUCCUCAGCAGCUGUGUGCUGUGAACUUUACAUUAAUGGUACAUCUAAUCAUGUUUUUUUUUCAGUUGAAUCUCUAUGAUGGUAAACUUUCUGAACAUGUUUUGAUUAAUAAUACCUUUCAGCAAUUCAAUAUUUGAAUUGCCUUGAAUAUUGGUCAGUGAAGAACAAAACAGAUUUUGCACUUAAAAUUGAAUGCCUAUUUAAGGUUUUUAGAAAGCUGUACUACAUUUGUUUUUUCCGAUGUAAAUCCACUAGGCCGGGCUAUGUCAAGUAUUACGUUUUGUUUUCAGAUCCUGCUAACUCGACCAACUUAUCCUAAAUUACAAAACAAAAUCAGCCCGUAUAAAAUAAUGAAAAUCGUGCUCUACUCUCACUUCUACUCAUUUCCUUAUAUAAAGAGCUCAAAAUAUGAAAAUAAUUCCCCUUUUUCUUGGUCAGUGAAACCCUCCUACCAUGAUGUAUAAAAAUUGAAACAAGAAGAUAUACUUGACAUGGCUUGUUCAGUCAUUGAUGAUUUGAAUUCUUGGAAUAGAUUGCCAAAGACCCAUUGUUAGAAAUUUUUUUGAAGUGUUUGUUAAGUAGUUAAGAUUUCUGUACUGAAUAUUCCAUAAUAUUAACAGAAAUCUGUUACAUUUGUUGUUUUGAAUAAUUAAAGAAAGAUAACUCUUCCAUUUUGUUUAGUAGCAUCCCACCAAGACAUUCACAAUGUCGAAACUUCCAUUUAUUUGCUGUGAUAACUUGCUGUAUGAUUCACUUCUCAGUGAAUUCUACAUCAAAUUAUCGCCUACAUGAUCAACACUCUGAUGUUGUUUUGAUCAAAUCCAUUUUAUUGAAUCUUAUGUAUAUCAUUUUUGAUCUCAAUUUUUUUUUUAGAUGACGGUGCAAACAUUUUUGUUAAAGACUAGAAAUGAGAAAUAUUUUAAUCUGUUGAUUUUUUGUACCAUAUCAAAAUACAAUUUGUCUCGCAUGCCAAAGUGUAGAGCAAAAUGGCUAACUUUUGAGUUUACAUGUAAUGAUUGUUGUUAUUUAAGAAUGUUUUUUGCAAAGUGCAAAAUCUGUUUGCUUCCAAAAUGAUUGCUAGUGCUAUUGUUGUUUAUAAGUGGUAUGUCUGUUGAGUCUGUGUUAAAUGUUAGGUCCCUUGAUGGGCACAUGUUUAGAUCUCCAUUGUUGUAUCUGUGUAUGUCAUCUAUGUAUAUUUUGUAAACUAACACAAAUUAAUUGAGCUCUUGUCAAAAUAUAUGUAGAUUUUACAACAAAAACAGUUUUAAAAAAAUGCAAAAAAUAUGUUAUUUUUUGUAUCUGUUAGACCAAGAGGAGAGAGAGAGAGAGAGGAGAAGGGAAAAAAAAACAAAAAAAAAAGGAUUGAAGAAAUUUUAAAUAAUCAAAUGUUAAAUUGUGUUACUGAUGUUUAAAUGAUACAUUCCAUGCAGUACUGCAUUAUAUGUUUUUUUGUAGAGUGGUGUCAUCAUCUGUUUCACAGUAUAUCUUGUCUUAUCACUGCUGAUCAAUAUCAGUAAUAAUAUACUGCUGUAUCCAUUUUCUAAAUUUUAUUUUCAAAACCAUUUAAUAUCAAAUAUCUUACAAUCUGUUGUUGCAAAACUUUGUCUUUUUCAUUUUAAUUAAUGUAUUAUCUACCUUUGUUGGUAUAUAUAUGCCAGUUCAUAUGUACAGGUAACCAUUCCUCUGUACAGGUAACUGUUCCCUUUAACAGUUUACCAUUCCUCUGUACAGGUAACUGUUCCCUUUAACAGUUACCAUUCCUCUGUACAGUCAACUGUUCCCUAAACAGUUUACCAUUCCUCUGUACAGGUAACUGUUCCCUUUAACAGUUUACCAUUCCUCUGUACAGGUAACUGUUCCCUUUAACAGUUUACCAUUCCUCUGUACAGGUAACUGUUCCCUUUAACAGUUUACCAUUCCUCUGUACAGGUAACUGUUCCCUUGAAUAGUUUACCAUUCCUCUGUACAGGUAACUGUUCCCUUUAACAGUUUACCAUUCCUCUGUACAGGUAACUGUUCCCUUUAACAGUUUACCAUUCCUCUGUACAGGUAACUGUUCCCUUUAACAGUUUACCAUUCCUCUGUACAGGUAACUGUUCCCUUUAACAGUUUACCAUUCCUCUGUACAGGUAACUGUUCCCUUUAACAGUUUACCAUUCCUCUGUACAGGUAACUGUUCCCUUUAACAGUUUACCAUUCCUCUGUACAGGUAACUUUUCCCUUUAACAGUUUACCAUUCCUCUGUACAAGUAACUGUUCCCUUUAACAGUUUACCAUUCCUCUGUACAGGUAACUGUUCCCUUUAACAAUUUACCAUUCCUCUGUACAGGUAACUGUUCCCUUUAACAGUUUACCAUUCCUCUGUACAGGUAACUGUUCCCUUUAACAGUUUACCAUUCCUCUGUACAGGUAACUGUUCCCUUGAACAGUUUACCAUUCCUCUGUACAGGUAACUGUUCCCUUUAACAAUUUACCAUUCCUCUGUACAGGUAACUGUUCCCUUUAAUAGUUUACCAUUCCUCUGUACAGGUAACUGUUCCCUUUAACAGUUUACGAUUCCUCUGUACAGGUAACUGUUCCCUUUAACAGUUUACCAUUCCUCUGUACAGGUAACUGUUCCCUUUAAUAGUUUACCAUUCCUCUGUACAGGUAACUGUUCCCUUUAACAGUUUACCAUUUCUCUGUACAGGUAACUGUUCCCUUAAAUAGUUGACCAUUCCUCUGUACAGGUAACUGUUCCCUUUAACAGUUUACCAUUCCUCUGUACAGGUAACUGUUCCCUUUAAUAGUUUACCAUUCCUCUGUACAGGUAACUUUUCCCUUUAACAGUUUACCAUUCCUCUGUACAGGUAACUGUUCCCUUCAAUAGUUUACCAUUCCUCUGUACAGGUAACUGUUCCCUUUAAUAGUUUACCAUUCCUCUGUACAGGUAACUGUUCCCUUUAACAGUUUACCAUUCCUCAUGUACAGGUAACUGUUCCCUUUAACAGUUUACCAUUCCUCUGUACAGGUAACUGUUCCCUUGAAUAGUUUACCAUUCCUCUGUACAGGUAACUGUUCCCUUUAACAGUUUACCAUUCCUCUGUACAGGUAACUGUUCCCUUUAACAAUUUACCAUUCCUCUGUACGGGUAACUGUUCCCUUUAACAAUUUACCAUUCCUCUGUACAGGUAACUGUUCCCUUUAACAGUUUACCAUUCCGCUGUACAGGUAACUGUUCCCUUUAACAGGUAUCUUAUUCCCAGACAGGUAACCAUAUUGCUUCUUUAAACAUAACAAAGCUAACAAGUUUUAAGGUGUAAGUCUUAUUUUAUCAAUUUUCUUCCUUGCAUCAAAUGCUCCUAUUAUAUUGAAUAAUAAUUUAAAUUUGUCCAUAUUUUUUCCAAGCAACUUUUCUGGGCAUAAAAUGCUCAUAGGUUUGAUACACAUUAUUAUUUCAAGCAGUCACCAGAUUGAGUGUGAUUGUCAAUAAACAAUCCACUUUCAGAUAAUUCUGCCAUCAGUAUUGAUGAGUACAGAAUUAUUUGUAUCAAUUUCACUUUAUGCAGUAAGUGCCUCAUGAACAUGAUUUAAGCUAAAUGUUUCAAUAAAAUGCAUAUUUUGUUAAAGAGUUGUUAGCUCAAGUUCAACAGAUACAGAAUUUACUAAACGUUUGGAGCCAAAACGAUGUAUUUUCCUGGGAAUGAUCAUAUGCUAUAUUUGUUUUUUUCAUAGUUUCUUUCAUUGUUUACAUGUAUGUAUUAAACACAAUUUUAUUCUUUCCACGAAAAUAACAAAAUUUAAAAGCCCUUUUAACCUUUCCAUUGUCCUCCCCUAAUGGUUCCCUACCUGAUGUAACCCCACUGUGAAAUAGACACAGGUUUUGCAACAUCGGAUUAGACUUAAUUGAUUUCUGAUAUUUCAGUUGUGAAGAUCAAUCUUGCACUCUUUGCUCUAAUUCAUGUGAGUAUUUUACGGAUAUAACAAUGUUUGCCUUAUUAUUAUUACGAUAUACAACAUUAUCAUCAUUCCAUUUCAAGGGUGGAGAUAUUUUACUGCGUUGGACAUUGUGUUACCUGUAUAUUUUGUGACAUGUUUUGGUUAUUUAACAUUGAUCUUCAAACAUAAGAAUAGGCAGCAAGCGGAUCCUGACCAUUAUCUAGGUGCUUUAUACAAAGAGUUGUUUCCCCUUGUUUUUCUUAACAACAUAAACACAUUCCUUUCCCUAUUUACGGUGCUAUACGUAUGUAAGUUUCUGUUUUUAUGCAAAUGAAAGACCGCAAAAUAACAUGAGAUCCAAUGUCUAUAAGGAAUUUAUCCUUGGAACAUUUUUCAGCAAAGAGUUUUUUCUUCUUAAAUUCUGAUUUCAACUAUUUUGAAAAUAUACAAGCUAUGUAUUGACAGGAUUAUGUAGCAUCAGUUUUAACAGUUUUCUUUAAGAUAAUAUUACAUAUUUGUGAAGGUCAUUUGACCUUUUUAGAUUUUAGUACGACUAUUUUAGUGAGUAAAUUAUGUCCUUUUGGUUUCCCUGGGGACUGAACGACCUUGACAUGUGACAUUGUCACUCCAUAACUAC
This is a messenger RNA of Pecten maximus, 8868 nucleotides long. RefSeq names its product myoneurin-like. The coding region runs from base 223 to 2982 and encodes 919 amino acids. The transcript is spliced from 4 exons. Gene Ontology annotation, biological process: regulation of gene expression. Gene Ontology annotation, cellular component: nucleus. The record is from RefSeq and is a predicted model, not a curated record. NCBI's taxonomy places the organism in Eukaryota, Metazoa, Mollusca, Bivalvia, Pectinida, Pectinidae.